AUGCUGCCGGGCUGGCUGUGUCGUGGCUGCCGCAGCAGAGCCCGUUGGCACUACGUACCGGCGCGGGUUUUGAGCUGGUCACCGCGGCAGAUAAGCAGGUGGAACAAACAGGAAUCCACCGACCCCCCUCCGCCGGAGAACCCCCGAGUCCUCAUCACAGGUGGCCUUGGACAGUUGGGUGUUGGGCUAGCGCAGCUUCUAAGGAAACAGUAUGGGACAGACAACGUGAUCUUGUCAGACAUCAAGAAGCCUCCAGUGGAAGUGUUUAACAGCGGUCCAUUUGUCUAUGCCGAUGUCCUGGAUUAUAAGAACCUGAGGGAGCUGAUUGUGAAUAACCGUAUCACCUGGCUGGUUCACUAUAGCGCCUUACUGAGUGCUGUGGGGGAGGCCAACGUGGCUCUGGCCCGCAAGAUCAACAUUACAGGCCUCCACAAUGUUCUGGACUUGGCACUAGAAAACUGCCUUCGCCUUUUUGUCCCAAGUACCAUUGGAGCCUUCGGACCCUCAUCCCCACGUGACCCUGCACCAGACCUGUGUGUCCAGAGGCCGCGCACCAUCUACGGUGUGUCCAAAGUACACGGGGAGCUGAUGGGGGAGUACCUCCACCACAAGUAUGGCCUGGACUUCCGUUGCCUGCGCUACCCUGGCGUUAUUUCUGCAGACACAAAGCCCGGUGGCGGAACGACAGACUAUGCGGUUCAGAUCUUCCACGACGCCCUCAGCACUGGACACUUUGACUGCUACCUGCGGGCGGACACCCGCCUUCCCAUGAUGCACAUCCGCGACUGCCACCGUGCCACAGUGGAGUUCAUGCAGGCUCAGGACCGCCAGCUCUCGCUGCGUACCUACAACAUCGCCGCCAUGAGCUUCACCCCCGAGGAGGUGGCAGACGAGAUCCGCAAGCACCUGCCAGGCCUGAGUGUCACCUACAACCCCGAUUUCGUCCGCCAGACCAUCGCGGACAGCUGGCCCAUGCGGUUCGACGACACCAACGCUCAGCGAGACUGGGGAUGGAAGCCGGCCUAUGGCCUGUCAGAGCUGGUGGUUGACAUGCUGGAGUCCAUCCGGGAGCAGAGGACCAAGGCUGGGCUGCCAGUCAGCUAG
Megalops cyprinoides (Indo-Pacific tarpon) is the source of this 1104-nucleotide messenger RNA. It is a transcript of the gene tdh2, whose product is annotated as L-threonine dehydrogenase 2. The record is from RefSeq and is a predicted model, not a curated record. The transcript is spliced from 8 exons. Gene Ontology annotation, molecular function: L-threonine 3-dehydrogenase activity. Gene Ontology annotation, biological process: L-threonine catabolic process. Bases 1 to 1104 code for a protein of 367 amino acids. Lineage: Eukaryota; Metazoa; Chordata; Actinopteri; Elopiformes; Megalopidae.